Helianthus annuus (common sunflower) is the source of this 1523-nucleotide messenger RNA. RefSeq lists its product as uncharacterized. The coding region runs from base 191 to 1375 and encodes 394 amino acids. The transcript is spliced from 3 exons. The record is from RefSeq and is a predicted model, not a curated record. Lineage: Eukaryota; Viridiplantae; Streptophyta; Magnoliopsida; Asterales; Asteraceae.
CCAAUUUAAUCGUGUUUUAAACACGCUAACCAGUUUAAGCAACUAAACCUGUUACGUGUUUAACCUUUAGGGGAGAUAUAAUUUUGUCACUAAAAUCAACACCACCGACUCUGAAACCCUACAACUAAGCCAUCCCUAUUCCGAUCAAACCGUCGCUGCACCGUCACAGUCACCAUCUCCUAAAAACACAAUGUCAUGGUUCGCUCGAUCUAUCGCCAACACCUUCAAUCUCGACGACGAUGAACAACAACAACACUCUCCAACAGAUCCACACCUCCAACCACAAGACGACGAUUCAUCUCGAGGAGGCGUCAAAGAAGACUUAUCAGAAAUCACCAAAACCCUAACCACUAAACUUUGGGGCGUCGCAUCCUUUCUCGCUCCUCCACCGUCCGAUCAUCCUCCUCAUUCAGAUCCGGAACCGGUGUCUGGAAUACGGAGAGACUUUGCGGAGAUCGGAGGGAGGUUUCGGAGUGGAAUUUCAAAGCUCUCGAGUAAUAUUCAUGUGUCGGAGAUUACCAAACUGGCCACGAAUAUUCUCCAACUGUCGCCGGAGGACGCUGCGGAAGCUAUUGGUGUUACGGAUGAGGUUUUGGCGUUUGUUAGGGAUGUUACGAUGCAUCCAGAUACGUGGAUGGAGUUUCCGAUUGAUGAGGAUGAAGAUGACGCUGAAGAUUUUGAGUUGUCUGAUGCACAACAAGAGCAUGCUCUGGCUGUUGAAAGUUUGGUACCGCGAUUGGCUGCUCUUAGGAUCGAACUUUGUCCCGGUUAUAUGAGUGAAAGUUCCUUUUGGAAGAUAUAUUUUGUGCUUUUGCAUCCUAGACUUGAACCUCAGGUUGCUGAGCUUCUUUCGACACCCGAGAUUGUUAAAGCCCGAGCAUCAUUAACACAUGAGUUGAAGGCCUGUUCCGACACACAGACACAUGAUAAGCCUUCUUCUGUGCCAUCUGUUACUCAAUCAGAAUCUGUGCCUCUUGAAGUAUUAACCGUCGAAGCAGAGAAGACCGAUAAACAUCCUGUCCCAACUGAAGAACUUCAAGUUGUAGACAAAUCCGUCAUCCAAGAGGAACCGAGAAAUGAGACCAGACCCGAAAGUCAAAAACUGCCUUCGAAAACCGUCACUGAUGUAGUUGAAGAUAAAGACGAGGAUGAUUGGUUGAAGGAAGAUACCUCGGAAAAUGUAAACGUUACUGGUACAAGUAAAGUUCCCAUUGACAAUGACGAAGAUGUAUCGUUCAGUGAUCUUGAGGACGACGACGACGGAGAUGCUCCAACAAGGUAUACAAAAACGGCGUCUCGCUCUUUGACCGCUGACCAUGCUGGACAGAAGGAUUCUGAUGGUUGGCUUGAUGUUGAUGACAUUGAUGUGGCAUGAUGAUGAUGAUGAUGAUGAUGAUGAUGAUGAUGUUUUAGUCUGUUAUUUUUCAUUCAUUGUUGAUGUAUUAUUUGUGUAUGUUAUUUUUGUGAAUAUGUUGCUUACAGUUUCUGCAAAAUUGAAGUCACUUGGAAUUGCUAGAUGCGUA